CGGCAAAGAAAGUAACUUAUUGAAGCGAUAGUUUCCGCUGUGUCCGAGUGAACGACAGAAUUUUGCGUGUGCGUGUGUGCCUGAACCCUUCGAAGCGCUCCGGAACGAUUUUGGAUUGUGCAAAAUCAUGGCAUACUCCAAUAAAUUCACCUACGCGACAUUGCCCCGAACACAGCGAGGCCAACCGAUCGUGCUGGGUGGUGAUCCGAAGGGCAAAAACUUCCUCUACACCAACGGUCACUCGGUCAUUAUCCGCAACAUUGAGAAUCCGGAAAUUGCUGACAUCUACACGGAGCACUCGUGUGCGGUAAAUGUGGCCAAAUAUUCCCCCAGUGGGUUUUACAUCGCUUCUGGCGAUCAGUCCGGCAAGAUCCGGAUCUGGGACACGGUGAACAAGGAGCACAUACUGAAGAACGAGUUCCAACCGAUCGGUGGUCCGAUCAAGGACAUCUCGUGGUCACCGGACAGCCAGCGGAUCGUGAUCGUGGGCGAGGGUCGGGAACGGUUCGGGCACGUCUUUAUGGCCGAAACGGGCACAUCGGUGGGCGAGAUUUCGGGCCAAUCGAAACCGAUCAACUCGUGUGACUUUCGCCCGGCCCGGCCGUUCCGCAUUGUGACCGGGAGCGAGGACAAUACGAUCGGCGUGUUCGAGGGCCCGCCGUUCAAGUUCAAGAUGACCAAGCAGGACCACACGCGGUUCGUGCAGGCGGUCCGCUACUCGCCGAGUGGCCAUCUUUUCGCUUCCGCAGGGUUCGACGGGAAGGUGUUCCUGUACGAUGGAACGACGUCCGAGUUGGUGGGAGAGGUCGGUUCCCCGGCGCACAGUGGCGGUGUGUACGGUGUGGCCUGGAAGCCGGACGGCACGCAGCUGCUGACCUGUUCCGGCGAUAAGUCCUGCAAACUGUGGGACGUCGAGACGCGCACGCUGAUCAGUGAGUUCCCGAUGGGCGCCACGGUCGAUGAUCAGCAGGUGUCGUGCCUGUGGCAGGGCGAGCACGUCCUCUCGGUGUCCCUGUCCGGGUUCAUUAACUACCUCGACGUGAACAAUCCGACGAAGCCGCUGCGCAUCGUGAAGGGUCACAACAAACCGAUCACGGUGCUGACGGUCAGCGAUGAUCGUAGCACGAUCUACACCGGUAGCCACGACGGAGCCGUAACGAACUGGAACUCGGGUAGCGGCUGCAACGACCGGGUUGGUGGCAUCGGCCACGGUAAUCAGAUCAACGACAUCCGGGCAGCGGGAGAUUUCGUGUACACGGCCGGCAUCGACGACUCGAUCAAGCAGAUCAGUGUCGAGGGCAAUCAGUACACCGGGGUGGACAUGAAGCUGGCAUGCCAACCGCGGGGUAUGGACAUUCAAAAAGGUGAUGGUGGCAGCAAUACGAUCGUGGUCGGGUGUGUCAAGGAGCUGACCGUGCUGGUGGACCGCCAGAAGGUGUCGACCCUUCCGAUCGCGUACGAAUCGAGUUGCGUGAGCAUCAACGCGGAAACGAAGGACGUAGCGGUCGGGGGGGACGAUAGCAAGGUGCACAUUUACUCGUUCGAUGGCAGCCAGCUGGUGCCGAAGGUUGAUCUCGAACACCUCGGACCGGUUACCGAUUGCCGUUACUCGCCCGACAACAAGCUGCUGGUCGCUUGUGAUGCGCACCGUAAGGUGAUCCUCUACAGUGUGGACGAGUAUAAGCCGGCCCACAACAAGGAAUGGGGCUUCCACAAUGCCCGAGUGAACUGUGUCGCCUUCUCGCCCAAUUCGCAGCUGGUGGCCAGCGGAUCGCUCGAUACCACUAUCAUCAUCUGGUUCGUGGCCAGUCCGGCCAAACACACGAUCAUCAAGAAUGCCCAUCCGCAGUCACAGAUUAACGGGCUGGUAUGGCUGGACAACGAAACACUGAUUUCAACCGGACAAGACUGUAACACGAAGGUUUGGAACAUUGAAAACGUUGCCUAAACCUCCGAUUCGCCUGAGUGUUGAGAAAAUGUGAAAAUGGCCAAAAAAGCGAGCGAGCAUCAAGGUGAUCGACAGAGCCGCCCGGGACAACAAACUGCAGCCCACCACCAGCACCACCACCACCAUUUUUUUUCUUUUACGCUGUACACAAUGGUCGUAUUUAUUUCUCUGUUAUCAGUUCCUUUCGUUACCUUGCCUUGCUGUGGUCACGCACGUUGGUCCGACCCGUCCGAGACGGAAGCGUGAAACAGGAUGGCGACUGAUUGAGCCGGAUCUUCCGUCAUUAAGGUCACCGUACAAAGUAUGCGUUUUUUGUGUGUUUUUGUGUGCGAGUGUGUGUUGCGCCGAUCAGUUUCGAUCUUCAUGGCUUCCGUUUUCUCGUGAAGCACCCAGAAAGGUAUUAGUAACCGGUAUUCGCUACAGUCACAGCCGCGCGUUUCUUUCUUGCCCCAGUUCCCAGGAAGUCAAAUGCAUUUAACUGUUAGCCCCCAUGCUUUUGCCAACACGCAUUUUUGCGCCAGUCCUUGUUUGGAACCAUCAAACGGAAGGAACGAAAACAAACCAAGAGAGCCAGAGAGACAGAGGAGAGAGAGACCGAACGGCUGACUAAUCGGGGGCCGGUCGUAAUACUAAUUUGAUUAUUUUAUUAGUGAUUUGCUAUGAACGAACAUUUUCUACAAAUAAACCUUUUUUACGAUGA
This is a messenger RNA of Anopheles cruzii, 2648 nucleotides long. It is a transcript of the gene flr, whose product is annotated as actin-interacting protein 1. NCBI's taxonomy places the organism in Eukaryota, Metazoa, Arthropoda, Insecta, Diptera, Culicidae. Gene Ontology annotation, cellular component: cortical actin cytoskeleton. The record is from RefSeq and is a predicted model, not a curated record. Gene Ontology annotation, molecular function: actin filament binding. The transcript has 5 exons. Gene Ontology annotation, biological process: sarcomere organization; positive regulation of actin filament depolymerization; locomotion. Bases 128 to 1948 code for a protein of 606 amino acids.